AUGACAUCUCAAGAUAGUACAGAGAGCACGACAUCCACAUCUCGACCGGCGAAAGAGGAGCAUACUCUUUAUCAUAUGUUACCCGACGUCAUCCGCAUAUCGUUUGAAGAAGCCGUCCGGGAUGUUGCCCUGGAUGGUUGGGAAGAUGAAUGGCUUUCGGCUGGUCAUUUCGACGCCGAGAAGCAUGGCCCACUGGACGAGCCGAAGAUCGAUUUCGUCUAUAACUGGGUUAACGGAUCCGACGAGGCCUUCAAGAAUAUCCGGCAUAGCUACGAGCUAGAAUCGCCUCUCAACGACCGAGACGGAAAGUGGAUAUCGCAACAUAGCAUCAACCGAUAUCGCGACUGGGACGAGUUGAGAUACUCAUUCCGUAGCCUCGAUGUCUAUGCCAAGGGGUUCGUUAACAAAAUCCAGCUUCUCGUCAACUCGGUUGGUGGGUCAUAUCAACAGGACGGCACAGAAAUGCGUCCUCAGAGGCCGACUUGGCUUAGAGACGACGACGAGACCAACCAGCACGUACAGGUUCUUAGCCACGAGUCCUUCUUCCGCGAGACAGAGAAGGAAUGUCUUCCCACCUUUAACUCCCUCUCGAUCGAAUCCCAGAUUUACAUGACUCCAUCGUCGACAGACCAGCUUUUUGCGUUAUCCGACGACAUGUUCCUAGGGAUGCCUCAUGCCGCCUCCGACUUCUACUCGCCUCUGUUUGGCCCGACUAUGGGCUUCAAAAGUGAUCAUUAUAACGUCAAGCAGCUCGGAGGUAAGGGUCAGAUACCAUCAUUCGGCGAGAAACCAUUCGUCUAUUAUACCUCGUACCUCCUCAACCAUCGAUUCGGCGAACGUAACCGUCACGUCCAGGCCCAUUUCGGACAUUCAGUCUCGAGAAGAGUGAUGAAGGAGGCGAUGGCCUCUUUUCCUCAGCCAUCAGCAAGGGGUGCAUGCGAGCGAUUUCGUGGCGAGUCACGAUUCCAAAUAUACCCUUGGUAUGCCAGCUUCCACUAUACCAUCGAGAGGUUUAGAGAAGCUUUACUCUGGUCCUUCGUUAUUUCUCGUUCGGACAAGAACUCGGAUGGGUACCUCGAUUGGACGGAACGCCAGCGUAUAAUGGAGGUUGUCGAACCGGGAUGGCGUCAGCUAUCUACUAACGACGCAUCCAAGCCCGCUGCGCAAAGUCCAAUAAGGGAGCGGAUGUACUACAAGCUUCCGCAGAUCCUCCAGAAGGCAGGGCUCCAGCCACCUCAAGCAAACGUGAACGUAUUGUGGACAUCCCUCGACGGACCUGAGACGAUUCGUAAUGUUAAAUGCAACGAUUUCAGUCUCGACAAGUGCUUUGGGGACUCCUUCGCGUCGUCGCUCUCAGAUUCGACCUCGCCAAACCCUGAUUUUACGGCGUCUAACAUCUUCUCACGCCUCUCGUAUCAGCGGCCAGAAUGUGGCGACUGCCUGAUCAAGUUCUUACUGGCCUCGCAGCCGCGAGGACUAGAACCCUUGCUGCCUCCCAAGGCUACAAAGCCGCACGAGCGCGAGAUGAUCAUCAAGGCGCUCAAGAAGUACCAGCAUACUAUCAUCGACACGGACGCGAUGAAGUUCGUCAUGGUGAAAGAUGCGGAACAAGCAGAAGCGGAAUUGCUAGAGCGCACUAUUCGCAGAGGCAAGGGGUACGGUCAAUGGUGUCUCAACGACGACGUUAUGACCGAGAGCGAGGAGCAGGUCGGCCGCGUCCGAGAUGUCAUAGCACAGGUCUUCGAGGACUUGUGGCCCCUCAAGGGGCGCUGGGAAAAGGGAAACUGA
This is a messenger RNA of Daldinia vernicosa, 1788 nucleotides long. RefSeq lists its product as uncharacterized. The transcript has a single exon. Gene Ontology annotation, molecular function: UDP-N-acetylglucosamine-lysosomal-enzyme N-acetylglucosaminephosphotransferase activity. Lineage: Eukaryota; Fungi; Ascomycota; Sordariomycetes; Xylariales; Hypoxylaceae. Gene Ontology annotation, biological process: N-glycan processing to lysosome; carbohydrate phosphorylation. Gene Ontology annotation, cellular component: Golgi apparatus. The record is from RefSeq and is a predicted model, not a curated record. The coding region runs from base 1 to 1788 and encodes 595 amino acids.